Molecule: messenger RNA, 1248 nt
Organism: Sesamum indicum (sesame)
Lineage: Eukaryota; Viridiplantae; Streptophyta; Magnoliopsida; Lamiales; Pedaliaceae
Source: RefSeq, a predicted model, not a curated record
AUGAAGAUGACGUACCGGUGGGAUUGUGAUGAUGAGUCCAUGUUCCAUGUCUUCCAUAUGUGGACGGGCAAAUUCAUCCAGAAACGAUUCGCCAUCGCCAGAAAGGAGCUAAUCAAGACACUUUGGCUAGCCAAUGAGGUAUGGCUCCAGCUUCGAGCAUACUACGCCAGCGUGGACUUCCAAGAUGAGUCCAUGAAGAGCAAGGUGGUGGACAGUAGCUUUCGAUUCCCGGAUCUUCCCAAGUACGAUGGGAGCAAGGAUCCUAGGGAACAUGUCGCCGCAUUUGAUCUGGUCAUGAACCUAUAUGGCCAGACCGAUCCGAUCAAGGCGAAGUUGUUUAUAACUACUUUGAAGGGCAAGGCACAGGAAUGGUUCACGAGUUUGAGUAGUGGAAAAAUUGAUUCUUAUGAGCAGUUAAUUCACAAAUUUUCUUUUCAUUUUGCCAGCAAAAGGAAAGCAAAGAGGUCCGCCCCUUACCACUUCACGAUUAGACAAAGGGAGGACAAGACGUUGAAGGUUUUUACGGGGAGAUUCAAUAACGAAGUGCUGGAGGUCCAGGAUCUGCGAAUUGACAUGAUGGUGAGCAUUUUGAUACAUGGUUUAAAAAAAGGCCCGUUCGCAUCGGCAUUGGCUCGAGAUCCACCAGCGAGAAUAGAGCAAUUAAUGGAGAUGGCACAGAAAUACAUAGAUGAGGAGGAGAUGAAUGCCAUGAAGGAUAAUGAGUGGACAAGGGAUCCUGGGCGAUCGAAGGGUGAGCGAUCAAGAGAUGGGAAGCAGCAAUCUGAAAAAGAUCGGGAACAAAAAGGACCAUACCAGCCUCGAUAUCACAUAUACACUCCCUUAACUACGACCAGAGAAAGAGUGAUGACGAUGGUGGAGAAAGAAGGCCUCCCGCAAUGGCCAGGUAAGAUGCGUGAUACACUUGCAAAGAAAAAUUCUCACAGGUAUUGCAGGUUCCAUAAAGACAAAGGCCAUAACACGGAGGACUAUUACCAGUCGAGGGACGAUAUCGAAAGGUUGAUAAGACAGGGCUAUUUAAAACAUCUGAUCGAUAGGAGGACCGAAGCAGGUGAACGUAGCAGGUCGCGGUGCCGUGAGCGGCACCAAAAAGACGAGGCAAGGAAGAGUAUAGCUCGGGAUAAUGCACUCACGAAGGGGAUUAUUCAUACUAUCUCGGGUGGACCGACGAACAGAGAUUCGAUGAGAGCAAGAAAGAAGUAUGCUAGGGAGAGUAGGUUCAAGUAUUGA